Molecule: messenger RNA, 1607 nt
Organism: Sabethes cyaneus
Lineage: Eukaryota; Metazoa; Arthropoda; Insecta; Diptera; Culicidae
Gene: Tsp68C
Product: CD151 antigen
Exons: 4
Coding region: 445-1515 (356 amino acids)
Cellular component (GO): membrane
Source: RefSeq, a predicted model, not a curated record
CUUUGUCGGCUUUUGCGUUGUAACGAUCCACUCCGUAGCUCCGUAGCCAAACCAAACUCCUCACCAAAGUGAUUCCACGGGGGGGCACCGCGGAUGUUGAAGUUCUAUUCUCGACAGAACCUCCCUAGAGGUGUUGGUGUCUUGUGCUUUCCCGGAUACCGGAGAUCCGAAAUGUGAAACCUCUAGAUGAUCUUGUCAACUGUAUAAGAUGAAUUGUGCGGUUGUAAUUUACUAGUGACAAAGUGUACUACAUAUUGUGCACCUCCGGCGAGGUCUCCUCCAGAUUCGGUCGGAGGAGCUGACAUCAGAAUCAGAAGUGUCGGAAGAAGUGGUGUCUAAAGUGUGUGACCGUGUGCCACGUGCCGCCGCCGGCCCAGUAAUUAGCUGUGCAUUACCGAAUCAAAUUACACUGCUGGCUGGGGCGCGGGAAGGCAAACGGUGAUCAUGAAGCUGAGCAAGAUCUUCAACCAUAAGUUUGUGCUUGGCAGCUGCAAUCUAAUUUUCAUGCUAUGUGGAGUCACACUGCUUGCCACCGGAUUCUACAUGUUCACCGACGCUCCUCGGAUAUUGUUGUCACGUCUCCUGAUCUCUACAACGGAACAGCACCGCACAGCCCUUUCGGAACUUGAGCAACCGCUGUUCUACUAUGUUGCGUUGGGACUAACAAUCGCCGGCCUAGUGGCCAUCACUGCGUCUCUGCUAGGCUGCUGGGCUUCCUGCAUGAACACCUAUUGCAUUCUAACGAUCUAUUUCCUCAUAAUUCUGUGCCUCUUGAUUGCCGAGUUCGGUGUGUGUUUGAUGAUCACUGCUUGGCCGCAGUGUCUCGGUCUCAACCUGGACGAAACAGCCAUGGUGAAGGCGCUGCAGGGAAGCUACGGCGUUCCCGGUUACGAGCAGUUCACCGCCGCCAUGGAUCUUGCUCAAACCAUCUUCGAAUGUUGUGCCGUCAAUACCGCCAUCAACUACGACACCUCACUUUGGAAGCUGCAAAGUUUAGGCAAAAAGGAACUGACCGUUCCACUCACUUGCUGCAGACUUCAAAAUCGUUAUGAGUUUUCCGCCUAUCUAGAUCCUAUCCCGACAAAUUUGACACUUUGUCAGGCACUGCAACCGCACGACUACGAAGCCAGUCGACACCUGGAUGGUUGUCUGCAUAAGAUCGAGGUCUGGUACCGAGAGCAGUACUUCCUCUUCCUCUGCGCGGGUCUUAUCGUGGCCGUGGUAGAGUUUUGCGUUCUGCUUAGUAUCAUCUUAAGCUGUACAAAGUUGCCACGCAAGAUCGGUACCAUGAGUCCGGAAAGGAUAGCUCCUUCCGGAGCGCUAAUGCGACCGCCCGGUGGCCGGCUCGGUGUACGGGACAAUAUUUACGAACGCGAUCUACCGACACCGAUUCCGGUACCAACGGUCCGUGAGACGUACCUUCAACCUACCAAAGAUUAUACCAAACCACGGCACGAGAUUCCAUUCAACACCGGUUCGCACUACUAUCAGAUUUCCAAGAGCUAUUUGGUUUAGAUUUCAUAGCAUUAGGUUUUUGUUUAAGCUUAAGUCAUAGUUUAUGACAGAUAUUGAAUAAGCAAUUCGUACAAAUAAAGUUUUCUAAUUUA